AUGAAGAGCGGCGCUGAAGCAGACAUUGCACGCCAAGUAGACGUGUUAGUGGCCGCCCAGGUGGCAGAGCUGUUGAAAGUGCACAUGCCCGAGGAGCUGCAAGUCGAGGUUGCGCGGCAAGAGGAAUGGUUGGAGGAGGUCCAGAGGGAUCUCCGCACUGUGUGCGUUUUCAUGGCUGACAGACAUCAUUUUUUAUCCUGCUUUAAUGCAGCGAGAACCGGCGGGGCAAAUGCGAUGCUUCGCGAUGGCGAGUCAGCACCGCUGCAGCCGAUCUACAAGAUGGACGGAACGGUCGCAGACAAGUUUCCAUCGACGCUGAAAGAGCUGUUUGAAAUGGACGUAUCGACCUCGCAGGAGCUUAUGAGGGAAUACGAGCUGUCCGAGUGCUCAGCGUCACGCGAACGAAACCUCAACCGACUGAUGCAGUUCUUCAAUGUCAAAUAUCAAUUGGCUGGCGCUGUAGGUUCGUGA
Messenger RNA from Mycena indigotica, 471 nucleotides. Its product is annotated as ATP-binding cassette transporter. Lineage: Eukaryota; Fungi; Basidiomycota; Agaricomycetes; Agaricales; Mycenaceae. Bases 1 to 471 code for a protein of 156 amino acids. The transcript is spliced from 3 exons. The record is from RefSeq and is a predicted model, not a curated record.